Pseudogymnoascus verrucosus is the source of this 2839-nucleotide messenger RNA. RefSeq lists its product as uncharacterized. The transcript is spliced from 3 exons. Gene Ontology annotation, cellular component: chromatin. The record is from RefSeq and is a predicted model, not a curated record. Lineage: Eukaryota; Fungi; Ascomycota; Leotiomycetes; Thelebolales; Thelebolaceae. Gene Ontology annotation, molecular function: zinc ion binding; RNA polymerase II cis-regulatory region sequence-specific DNA binding; DNA-binding transcription factor activity, RNA polymerase II-specific. The coding region runs from base 106 to 2832 and encodes 908 amino acids. Gene Ontology annotation, biological process: regulation of transcription by RNA polymerase II; DNA-templated transcription.
CUCCGACGGAAAACCACAUUCGUCCCUUGCUCCCACUUUCGCCAGUCCGCCAAACCACCACACAAGUGGACAAAAAUAGUGACAUUGUCACAAAAGCGACCGACAAUGCCUCCAGUAGCACUGGAAUUAGGCACCUCAACUGCAUCGACGGCCUCGUUCGCCUGUCCCCAAUGCCAGAGGAGCUUUAGUCGGAGAGAAAACCUUUCCCGACAUCUUAGAACACACCGAUCGAUAAAUACACAUUCUUGUUCUAUAUGCUCAAAAACAUUCACCAGAAGCGAUAUACUGAAGAGGCAUGAAGCAUUACACCUACGGAAUGAUGACAUAACAAAUGUGGCCGGCGAAAGUAGCGGAGUCAGUAAAAGAAGAAAAAGGGGCCUGACAAAAACUGUCAUCAAUGGCUCUCACUUGAACACACCGCCCGAAAACCACACUGCUCCUUCUGAUGCGGUACUUCUUAGGGAGGAUCAUUCUCCAUAUGUUCUACAACAUGGCGCCGACAACAUGACAAGUCACUCCAUUCAAACCACCCAUUCCGACCUUACACUUUCUAGCUCUCUUGAAGAUACUCCAACUCAACCUGGUUUGGAGACAUCUGACGCGACUUGGCGUCACGUUGCAAAUCUACCGUUUGAUUUUUCCUUCCUGGAUCCUCCUAGCCCACACGUCGAAGGCAGAAGCAUGGACAAUUGGUUCACAGGAGAAUUUUACUCGGCGUUGAACGAGACUGGUAUUGGUUGGGAUGAUGCUGAUACAUCUCUUGGUCAAUCAUCGUCAACUGAUCGAUGGAAUACAAGCAGAGCCAGGCAGAAACAUUCUCAGCACAACAAUUAUCAGCCCACGAAUGGUGCAACCCAUGCAACGAGGCUUGCUAGGGCUACGCCGCGCAAUGAUCCUGCAGUGGGACAUGUAAGUCGAGCACCCUCUCCACCGAAUGUGGUGUCCGACGAGGAUGGAUGGCCGUUCGCUUGGAAUCCACGGUCAUCUCAGGUUCUGAGAACCGAAUUGAUAUCAAUUGCCGGCGAUGACCCUCUAUUUUUGGCUCACGAUCCUAAAUACAACAUUUCUGUUAACACCUAUCAAGCUGUGAUCGACUGGUUAGAUUGGACACAUGAUCAUCGCCUGGCCGAAAGUUCAACUCCUCUAAAUAUUCCAAGCUUGGAUGUUAUCAAUCUAUUUAUCGCACUCUUCUUUCGGCAUUACCAUCCUCAAAUGCCUGUUAUUCAUCUAGCCACUUUGGUGAUGGACGAAGAUCUCCCUCCGGCCCUAUUGGCCUCCAUGGUCGUCAUUGGCGCCACAUACAGCCAUCAAAGGCAUACGAGAUCAUUUACCAUUAUGCUUCUUGAUCGGGUGAGGCGCGGAUUGUUGAUGAAUACCGAAUACGACCAUGGGCUAGUGAGAGAACCUAUGAUUAUCUAUGCCUUUCUUCUAGUUUGUCAUACAGGGCUGUGGUGCGGGAACAAACGUUCCUUUGAGCUUUCACAAUCUCUACGAGGGUCUGUGGUGAAUUUUUGCCGGCGCAAGGGCUUUGGCAAUGAUUUUCCGCAAACUCCGAUCCUGAAUCAGAAUAAUACAGGAGCUAGCAGUCUCGAAAUUCAAUGGAGGGAGUGGGUUUUUGAUGAGAGUCAAAAACGACUCUGCUGGGCAGUUUUCAUGCUCGACUGCCAGUUCCCAACUCUACUCAAUUUGCCUUCCACCAUUUCGCGAGGCGAAUUAUCAUCACUAGAGUGUCCAUGCGACGAAGAGUUCUGGCAGGCUCCAUCAUCACGACACUGGAAACGCUUACUCGGGCCAGCCUCUGUCCCACCAUCAAUAUCUUUCACUACUGCGCUUUCCUCUUUUAUUGUGCCUCACAUUGCUGAUGUCACUGGGCCCGGAGGUUUACAGAAUGAUCGACGAGACUUGCAGCCUGAGCUUUCUCCAAUGAAGCUUAACCCAUCGAGCCAAUUCAUUGUGCUUCUUGCGAUAUUAAGUCAGCUUUAUGAAUAUUCUCAAGAAGUAGUACUUGCAGGAAAGAUUUGUGGUGGUGAUGUUUCGUACGACAAUAGAGAUGCAAAUGACGACUCUACUGUUACCACAGAAUUUCAUAGGGACGCCGCGAACCAAAUGAGAGAAAUGCUAAGUGGUCCUUCAGAGACAGAAGGAUGGGCCAUCUGGAAGCAUCUUGCCAAAAGAAAGAUGCAACUAUUAGAAUCACUUAACAGAUGGAGCGAAACAUACAAUCACUAUUCAAAGAAUAUACCGCGACCAUCCAACGCGUUGGAUCAUUUCCAAGAAUCCUCUAUCCUGCUCUAUAAUCUUGGUCGACUACUCCUCGAGAUACCACUCACCGACAUUCAGAAUGCAAUUGGCAAAUCUGGGCCUUCAAAGAUUCCUGAAGCAAUGUCAAAGGUAUCAAAUUGGGUCAGAAUGUCUCCGCAGUCGCUUGAUGCGGCAUUGCUAUGUAUAGAAAUAAUUGAUUCACUCGCACCAGUCAAUCACAACUCAUCCGCCGACAAACACUCGACUGUGAGGUACAGUGUCCACAGCAUCAUAACUGUCUUCCUCUGCCACAUCACUCUUUGGGCCUUCAUCAAUGUCGCGCGAAGAGAACAAAAACAGGGGCUCAUGCAUUUGAUAGAGAUUAAUGAUAAAAUAAACUCCGGUCACUUUACUGCGGUAGUAAAGAGGGGUCUAAUCGAAAAUAGCGAAGAUGCCCUGAAUUGCAUGGUGUCCUCGUCUGAUGCUUCGAGAUUGAUAUUUCGAAGUGCAUCAGAGGUCCUCACACGCAUGAGUACUUGGGGUGCAGCUUUGGAUUUGGCUGUCUUGCUAUAUAAGAGAGCCGAAAUGUAAUUGAGGC